UGUGAUACUAAAAAAACAUGGCUUUUUCUUUUGACCUAGCCGUCACCUUAUACCGGGAGACAAGAAGAAUGAAGAGGAGAUCGAAAGUAAUAAGAAGAAGACAGAGAGACAUAUGCAAGAGCCAUGAACCCCCGCAGGAGAUUCCUUUCGAUCUCGUGAUAGAGAUUCUCACAAGACUCCCUCCUAAAUCCCUUAUGAGGUUCAAAUCCGUCUCUAACAUCUGGUCAUCUUUCAUUUGUUCCAAAUAUUUCACCAACCAUUACCUAAAAGCUUCAUCACCGUCGCCUCGUCUAUACAUGUGGUUGUGCUUCGACAACAAAAAGGAAUUAUUACUAUCAUCAUCUUCUUCUGACUUGGAUGUUAGUACUAUGUCAUCCUUUGUAGUUGAUCAAGAUUUGACUAUCCCAGCAAUGGAAGACUACUUGGUCUCUCACAUUUUUCAAGGUUUGAUGUGCUUUACAAAUAGGCAAAGUGCUAAAAUAUAUAACACUUCCACUAGACAACUGGUCGUCUUACCGGACAUAGAAGAAUCCAACAUCAUAGCUGAAGAUAUGACCUUCAAAAACUUCAUGUACCGUAUCGGACACGACGCUGUUCAUAACCAAUAUAAAGUGGUUUGCAUAGUUUCAGCGAGCAAAAAUGGACGUAUAUUAAAGUCUCUGCUAGAGCAUUGGGUCUUCAUACUAGGAGGUGUAUCAAAUAGAUGGAGAAAGAUUUCAAGCCCAUGUCCACCACAUGAUUCUCCUUUAAAACAAAGAUCAACUAUCAAUGGGCGUAUGUAUUAUCUAGCUUGUGAAUCUUUGAAUUAUCUGCUUGUGAGUUUCGAUAUUAGUUCUGAAGAAACCCGUUUGCUCCAAAAACCCGAAGAUUUCUUUUGGCAUAGGUAUUAUAUUAAUCUUAUAGAAUACGCUGGAAAGAUAGCUAUUUUUGUCCAUGCUGAUCUUGUAAAAGAUGGUGUGAUGGAACUAUGGGUUAUGGAAGAUGAAGAGAAGAAUAUAUGGUCAAGGAAGAAACUGGUGUUGCAUCCUUCUCAAAUGGAUAUGGUCAAAAACAAUGCAGACAGUCCCUAUUUGAAGUUUCGUGGUACAACUAGAAACGGUGACGUUAUCUUGGUACCUAACAAUAAAAUUCUUAGGGUUAUCCACGGCCCGAUUCACGUUUUACCUCAAGGUACAACUCUCUUCUACGUUUUACUUUACAAUAUACAAAAGAAUCAUUUGAGAAGAGUUGAAAUCGAAGACGGAUCAAACUGCUUUCUAAACAAAAGAUGGGACAUUAUUGGAUUGGACGACACUGAGAACUUGAUGUGUCUCUAACUGCUUUUGUGAGUGUUUUAUUUUAGUUUUGGAAUGUUUCUCUAAUCAAUUUUUUUUUGGAGUUUUUGUUCAACUAUAAUUUUGUAACGA
Molecule: messenger RNA, 1406 nt
Organism: Raphanus sativus (radish)
Lineage: Eukaryota; Viridiplantae; Streptophyta; Magnoliopsida; Brassicales; Brassicaceae
Product: F-box/kelch-repeat protein At4g19930-like
Exons: 1
Coding region: 18-1316 (432 amino acids)
Molecular function (GO): protein binding
Source: RefSeq, a predicted model, not a curated record